AAUUAUUAUGUCUACUUGUUUUGACGUUGCGGUCAUUACACGUAAAUUAUAUUGUGUUAGGAACGUACUAUCGUUUAGCGUAUACUUCGCGAAAAUGGAAGAAUUUUAUUUUAUGUGUUGUUUAAAGUUCCUGGUUUCCAAAACAAACUGAAUGAGUUUUCAACGCAAAUUUUCCAAAUCCUUGUAAUGUAAUGGUUGAAGAAAGUUAGUGAACAUCAAAACAUAGCGUAUAACCUCAAAGUUGUGUUAACAAAAUGAAUUCACAAGUUUGUUCGAAUUGUCGUAAUGAGAAGCCUGUAAAUUCGACUGAUAAUCGCUUGGUAACGGAGAGCUGUGGUCAUGUGAAAUGUAUGGACUGUUUGCUGCACGAAAAGAAUGGUUGUGUUGCUUGCCUUAAAGAAAAGUCCAAGUUAAAAAUUGAGAUAGAGUUGACUUUGGUGGAGACUGUUCAUGAGGACCGGGCUGCUGACGGCGAGACUUUGGAGACUGACGACAAGUCGUACGACGACGAUGUCAACAAGGAAGUUCAGUGCGAGAUAUAUGAUAAGAAGAAACCUGAAACAUCACAUAUUAAGAUAGAAACUGAUGCAAAUGGUAGAUGUUACUUAUGCACAGUAUGUAAAAAGAAAUUCCAUGCCCGAAGCCAAGUGGCGUACCAUGCAUACUGCAAUGGACAGCGGAAGCCCUUCCAGUGUCCAGAGUGCAAUAAGAGCUUUGCAACCCUCUCUCACUACAAGUAUCACAUGCGCGUGCAUCGCAACGAGCGCACUUACUCCUGCGACGUGUGCAAAGAGGGCUUCUUCCAGAUGUCGAAGUUACAGCGGCAUAAGCUGAAGCAUACUAAAGAGAAGAAGUUUGCAUGCAGCCAAUGUAACAAGGCCUUCAACAAUUUAUCCUCGCUACGUAAGCACGGUCUCACACAUACCGAGGAGCGGCCAUACGGGUGUCCUACUUGUGGUAGCCGGUUCCGGGAUAGUUCCAACUUUAGGAAACAUAUGCUUAAACAUGAGCGCAAGUGCGGCUGCGUGGGCUGGGGCGCGUGCGGGCGCGGGUCGUGCCCGCUGCGCUCGCUCCGCGCGCGCGCCACGCACCAGUGCCCGCGCUGCCCGCGCGCCUUCCACUCCGGGAAGGACAUGCGCAGGCACGCCGCCGUGCACACCGACUCAAAACCAUUCCGUUGCAAGGUGUGCAACCGUCACUUCAGAAGAAAGGACAACCUCGAGCGUCAUAUCCGUAACACGCACCCAGACUAUGUACCCUCCACCGCCGUCGAGUGCGACGAAGCCGCUCUAAUACAAAUCCGAGCUAAUGGUCACACGACUAAACCUGACGACUACCAAAAGGGCGAAAAGAUCAAACUAGAAAUCCUAAACCCUCUACCGCCGCUACCAGAAGACGUCAUACAAAAACACAUGCAUGAAAACGGCAACCGUAAAGAUGACACGGAACCAGAAACCAAUAUUGACAAAUCGUACAUUUUAGUCGCAAACAACGCUCGUCAAAGCGUCAUUGUCGGUAACAAGCCUACGAGCGUAACGGAAGCAAAGACUCCUAAUGAAGAAUGUGAAUACGUACAUAAAAUACGGAAGGCAUCUAUAAUACCGCUGCCGCCGAUCGAUGUGAGGAAAAUGAUUGAAUUGGAGGAACAAACCAAUUUGAAUAACUUGGACUUGGGGGCGCCGCCGAAGGGCAAGAAGACGUUGUACGAGAAAAUUUUGUAUGGAGAUAGAGACAAGCGAGAUCAUGAGGAUGGGAAUGUUGAUCCUGGUGCGGGGAUACACUGGAGGAGGAAGCUGAAGCAGUCUGUAUCCGUAGAUUUGAAAUGAAUGAAGGCUGAAUUGAAGCAGGGUGGACAGGGCAGGUAAUCCUAGUAUAAUACCUAUUUUAUAUGUAUUGAAUGCAUUUAUAUUCAACGACGUUUCAUACAAUAAAUCAAUUUACACUAAAACAAUAGUUAUAUCAAGUUUGUUAUUAUUAAGCAUUAAUCCUGUAUAAGCAAAAAUGAAGUUUUUACGAUAAAAGGUCCAUUAUUAUUUAAGUAGUGAUAGAGUUGUAGCCAGUAGAAGUAAAGAAGAAAGCAAUACAAACUAUCCCUUGGGACUCAAUACAAUAGUGUAGGUAAUUCAAGUCAUCUUGGCACACGGUUCAAUGUGUGGGUGACUCCGUAAAUGUACAGUGACGCUGUGUACUGAUACCGUCUUUAUUGUGUGUGUUAUAAAGCUUCAAUAAUAAGCAAUCGCACGCACACAUAGCGCCGCAGGCACAAAUGAGUUGAACAAUCAGUAGUACGGUUGUUGGAGUAAAGUGGAUCAGAAAAUAUUCAGUGAUUUUUCCUUUUACGUAAUUUUCAAGCCUUUUUAUUCCCUUGUCAUACUUUUACAAUAUGCUAAUGUAUUUAGUCCCUGGAAUGAUAAUCAUCACCCAUGUUUCCUAACAGUCUUGUGUCUGUGUGAUUCUUUGUAUACUAUUUGUAUGUUAUCUUAUUAAUCGAAAAGCUCAUGUAUUUUAUUCUUGUUUGGUUUCGUAUUUGGUUAAAAAAUAUUUAAAAAUCAAAUGUUUACUUUUUUUAAUAUUUUUUUUUUCUAAAUCAAAAUGAUUUGAAGUUUCUUGACUGUUAGAUUUUUAUACAUUUUUAGGAACAGAUAUUAGUGUUUUUUUUUAUGUAUUUUCUGUAGUUAUUAACUGAAUGCUGUACUGCAAGUCGUAACCAGUCAAUAAUAUUACUAACACUAGCACGUAAGGGCGUCCAAGACGCGUUAGUUUUAACUCGUUGCUAUUAGCUGUGACUCUUAUUUCAUAUAUUAUGUAUUUUAUUAAAUGUGUAUCCCAGAUUUUAAAGUGUUAUCCAAAAGGUUUUAUUAAAAUUAUUAUUGAUUGGACGAUGCCACGGACCAAAUCAUUUGAUCUCUAACGGUUUUACAUGUUUUAAAGGUAGUUUAGAAGUUGCGAGAAAUUGGUAUAAAUUGCAAUACAUAUCUAGCUAUGAUAUAUCACUUUUGAUGAUGACAUUUCACCAACCCAUCGCGGCCCCGUAAUAUGCGGACUGGCUGUUUGAAAUACACCCCAGUGAUAUGGGUAUAAGCGUGUUUGUAUCGCAACUUCCUCGGUCUUUCUCGCAUCGUCUUAAUGAGCCCUUUGUUCGCAAUUUGUUGGAAUGCUGUGACGGGGGUUGAGACUGAUUGUCAAAUGGACAGGAGCUUAGAGGUUAUAGAUUUACAUUUUUGUAAAACGACCUGCACGAAUUUGGAAUGACUUAGGCUCUUCACACACGAGGUAAUCCAAGUACUCGAUGGUCGAGUAUUUUAGACUCCAAGCAUUAACCAUACAAACUCAUCAAGAUAGUUGAAACCAGUGUCUGAGACUUGGUUUACCUUGUGUAUAAACAGCCUUAGGCCUGAUUCGCACGGGAGCUUUUUUAACGCCCGUUAAAAAUGCGUUCAAAUAGAACAAAUGCACAUUUUCAUACGACUAUUCCCUUUAGCGCUCAAAAUGCAACACUACUCGAUAAAAAAGCGUCGCGUUUUAAAAACGCGGACGUAUGAACAAGUACUCGGAAAUGCAUUUGUUCUAUUUGAACGCUUUUUUAACGCGCGUUAAAAAAACUCCCGUGCGAAGGCCUUAGUGUGGAAAAAAUUGAAAGGACUGUUUUGAGAAUGUUGUUUUAAAAUAUCACAAUAAAAUGCUCAUAUCGAUAGUUUGGUCUGCCAAAAGAUUCUAUGUGAUAAAUGCGGUUUUUCGAUUCUCGAUUCUUGCGUAAAAAUAUAUAAAUAAAAUAAAAUUAGUUUUUAUAAUGUCGACUGAAGAUCAUGAUCUCUGAUGUAAGCUGAUCUCACGUAUUUUAAGUUGAUGUUUAACAUUAUUGCGCGUACGGUCUUGCAUAAACUCGUUCAUCAGUUUUCGACUCUACAUCAUCGAAAAUGUAAUUAUUUGCCAUUAUAAGUAAGAAAAUUUGCUGCCUGGACAGUUUAAUGUUUACUUAUCUAAUUUAAAAUGUAUAAUUAUAUUUUUUGUUGCAAUUUGAAGCAGUAAAAAGUUGCCUAAUAUCCUUUAUUUACUGGGGAAUUUCUUCUCUUUCACCGACACUUCAGCUAACGUCGGCACACAUUUCCGGCCCAGACCUAUUUUAUUCACCCAUUAAAUUUCUAAAAUAAACCUAAACGAAAAAUUCAGAUAAUUUACUGCACAUAUUUCACCAGCUAAAUUCAACUGAACAUUAAUUUAUCUGAUAUGGACGCUACCCAACUUUCAAUUGUCUUGUUACAAAAUUACAUUAAUUUAAACUUUUGAACGAGUUAUAGCAGCCUGCCAGUAUACAUACAUACGAUGUACUGACGAGCUUUUUAAUUAUAUUUUCAUUAAUCAACAUGAAUUUAAUUUCACUUAAAAUGCGUAACCCAUUCCUUACUAUGUAAUAAUAAUAAUUUUGUUCAUCAUUGUCUCAUAACUAUAUACCGGUUUGAUACAAAUAAAUGAAUUGAAACUUU
Molecule: messenger RNA, 4484 nt
Organism: Trichoplusia ni (cabbage looper)
Lineage: Eukaryota; Metazoa; Arthropoda; Insecta; Lepidoptera; Noctuidae
Product: zinc finger protein 596-like
Exons: 7
Coding region: 255-1826 (523 amino acids)
Cellular component (GO): nucleus
Source: RefSeq, a predicted model, not a curated record